AUCAUAACUCCGGUCGAAGGACCGGUCAACGUCGAACAGGAAGUAAAGUCAUGCUCUGAUAAAAGGGACCUACUGUCUUAUACUGGAUGAACAGGUCACUAAACCUUCAUUUCUGCCUCACUCGAUCUUCACAUCACUUAGAGACUCGCCACGAAAUUUGAAAAAUGGCAGACAAGGUGCUGGUCACAGGUGGAGGAGGCUACGUUGGUAGUCAUUGUGUGCUGGAACUGAUUGAAGCAGGCUACAAACCCAUUGUGGUUGAUAACUUCAGCAAUGCUAUCAGAGGACAAGGGGGUGUGCCAGAGAGUAUACGCAGGAUUGAAAAAAUUCUGGAUACCAACAUUGAGUUCCAUGAACUUGACCUACUGGACAGGGCCGCCUUGGAUGCGAUUUUUAAAAAGCAUUCUUUCAGUGCCGUGAUGCAUUUUGCUGGCCUCAAGGCUGUUGGAGAAUCUGUGAAGCAGCCAUUACGCUACUACAGGGUCAACCUCACCACCACUAUGAAUCUGCUGGAGGUGAUGCAGGCUCACGGGGUGCGCAAUCUGGUUUUCAGCAGCUCGGCCACAGUUUACGGCGACCCCGAGCGUCUGCCCAUCGAUGAGCAGCACCCUGUAGGGGGCUGCACCAACCCCUAUGGAAAGACCAAGUACUUCAUAGAGGAGAUAAUCAAGGACCAUUGCAAGGCUGAGAAGGACUGGAAUUCCGUGUUGCUGCGAUAUUUCAACCCCAUCGGUGCUCAUUCCUCUGGUCUCAUUGGAGAAGAUCCUCAGGGUAUUCCCAACAACCUAUUGCCAUAUGUCGCUCAGGUUGCUGUUGGGAGAAGGCAGUACCUCAGUGUAUUUGGGAAUGACUACGACACACUGGAUGGGACAGGUGUGCGAGAUUACACUCAUGUUGUCGAUUUGGCAAAGGGACACAUUGCAGCAUUGAAGAAGCUGAAAGACAACUGUGGGUGCAAGGUUUACAACCUAGGAACAGGAGUAGGCUACUCCGUCCUCCAGAUGGUAAAUGCUAUGAAGAAGGCAUCAGGGAAGGAAGUUCCCUACAAGAUUGUAGAACGUAGAGAAGGAGACGUAGCAUCGUGCUACGCUGACCCUCGCCUGGCUGAGAAGGAGCUUGGUUGGAAGGCUAACUUUGAACUGGAAAGAAUGUGUGAGGAUCUGUGGCGCUGGCAGUCGAUGAAUCCUAACGGAUUUUCCAAGGGGGCUUCCUGACACCACGGUCAAAGCAUUCAUUGGAACAUGAAAAAAAUCAUUAAGGGAAAUGCUUUAUACUUGACUUUUUAAAUACUUUAUGGGGCAAUGAUCCAUAUUUGUUUACUAGCGGGUGUUAUCAGUGGGUGUCUGAAAUUUGUCUGAAAUACCUUGCAUGAGGUAGUAGAACAGAAACAUUUAUUUUAACUAAAUCAACAAAAAUUAUGUUAAUAGCAAAAUAUAAAAAUAUACUACACUGACACAUCUCUAUGAUUAUGAUUAUGAUUAAUAAUUAAAUGACUAUAAACUUU
This is a messenger RNA of Doryrhamphus excisus (bluestripe pipefish), 1504 nucleotides long. RefSeq names its product UDP-galactose-4-epimerase (gene gale). Gene Ontology annotation, cellular component: cytosol. The record is from RefSeq and is a predicted model, not a curated record. Gene Ontology annotation, biological process: beta-D-galactose catabolic process via UDP-galactose, Leloir pathway. NCBI's taxonomy places the organism in Eukaryota, Metazoa, Chordata, Actinopteri, Syngnathiformes, Syngnathidae. Gene Ontology annotation, molecular function: UDP-glucose 4-epimerase activity.